Molecule: messenger RNA, 380 nt
Organism: Effrenium voratum
Lineage: Eukaryota; Dinophyceae; Suessiales; Symbiodiniaceae
Source: the annotation of a GenBank genome assembly
AUGAAAGUCUACCCGGUAAAAGGCUGCGGCCCGCUCUGUGUGCGCCGCUGGCCGCUGGAGGGCGGGGGCUUCUUCCUGGACCGCCGGUGGUGCCUCGUGCUGGAGAAGCGGAGCAGGCCGGUGAGCGCCAAGCAGGCGCCACGCCUCACCACUGUGAAGAUGGCCCUGCGUCGGAGACACGGGCUCUUCGUGUUGGUGCUGUCCACCAAGUUUCAUCCGGAGACUUUGGAGCUGGCAUUAACGCUCGAGGACUCCCAGGUGCUCCAGUCCUGCCUUGACCCCACCGACUUCCCACAAGAAGACGCGGUGAAGGUGCCGGAGGGUAAGGAACCCAGCGCGUGGUUUGAGGAGAGCUGGCUCUCGCGCCUGCUUUCGCGAAA